Molecule: messenger RNA, 6426 nt
Organism: Arctia plantaginis
Lineage: Eukaryota; Metazoa; Arthropoda; Insecta; Lepidoptera; Erebidae
Source: the annotation of a GenBank genome assembly
AUGGCUGACGCAGCAGCCAGGCAGUUGCAAUAUGAAUACAAAGCUAACUCUAACCUUGUUUUACAAGCCGAUGUAAGACUUAUAGAGCGUCGUGGUCGGGAUGAGGCGACAGGAGAGGUAUUGUCCUUGUCAGGAAAGCUCGGAGGAACCCGAAUGGGUGACAGGGCUCAGCGUACUAAGCCUGACAAAACAGAAGAACGAAAAGUCAAACGACAGAAACGUGAUGAAGCAUCUUAUGAGCUGUCAAAAUCUAAGACUGCUCGAGUAGCAUGGGCUGAUGAUACUCCAGGUGUACUAUACAGACCGAGAGCCCAACACACGAGGCACGCCUACGAGAUGCUGCUGACUUUUAUGCAGAGUGCUCUCGGAGACCAGCCUAGGGAUAUCCUCUGUGGAGCUUGUGAUGAGGUACUGGUUGUGUUAAAGAAUGACAAGCUCAAAGAUCCAGAGAGGAAGAAAGAGAUUGAACUGCUGCUUGGACCUGUGGCUGACGAGAGGUUUGCCCUCUUGGUUAAUUUAGGCAAGAAAAUUACAGACUUCAAUAUAGGCAGUUCUGCAGAAGGUAACACGGAGAUAGAUGAGACAUAUGGCAUCAAUGUCCAGUUUGAAGAGUCCUCGGAGGAAGAUGAUGAGGAUGCUUAUGGGGAGGUGCGGGAAGAAGAUAAAGAAGACGGAGAAGAGGGUUCAGAGAAUGAGAAAGAGAAAGACAGCAGUGCUGAUGAGGACAGCGAUACUGAAGGGAAGAAGAAUGCCAUACAUGCUAAUUUAACCGAAGAACAGUCCCAAAAACGCCAGGCAACGACCCUCCAUCCAAUGGACAUAGACGCGUACUGGCUCCAACGACGUCUGUCCCGACACUUCCCAGACGCCAUGGUCUCCCAAGCGAAGUCCAGUGAGGUCCUCCUAGCUUUAGCUGAUGCUGCAGACGAUAGGGACCUGGAGAACAGGCUGGUCCUCCUUCUUGGAUACGAUUGCUUUGAGUUUGUGAAGCUUUUGAACAAGUACCGGUAUACAGUGUUGUACUGCACAAAACUGGCGUCAUCACAAUCGGAUAGCGAACGGGCUUCUAUCAGAGAAGAGAUGUCCAAACAACCACAUCUGCAGAAGAUCUUGGCUCAGCUGGAAACUGGGAAGGGUGAUGAUGAGACUGCACAACAAUCGGAAGCCCCUCGCAAACGUCAGAAGACAGAAGGCCAGAGUUCUGCGCAAGCGCAGGUGACUGGCUCUAGGAAGGUUCUACAACUGGAAGAUUUGAUGUUCGCGGCUGGAGCACAUUUCAUGGCUAAUAAACGCUGUCAGCUUCCACCUGGAUCCUUCAGAAAACAGAGGAAGGGUUAUGAAGAAGUCCACGUUCCAGCUCUGAAGCCUAAGCCUUUCGAUGAAAACGAGACCCUGGUGCCUGUGGAGAAACUUCCUAAAUACGUGCAGCCAGCUUUCGAGGGGUUCAAGAACUUGAAUAGAAUACAAAGUCGUAUAUCGAAGGCGGCGCUGGAGACGGACGAGAACUUACUGGUGUGCGCCCCGACCGGCGCGGGCAAGACCAACGUGGCGCUGCUGUGCAUCCUGCGCGAGGUGGGCAAGCACGUCAACGACGACGGCACCGUCAACGUCAACGACUUCAAGAUGAUCUACGUCGCGCCCAUGAGGUCGCUCGUGCAGGAGAUGGUGGGCAAUUUCAGCAAGCGUCUGGCUGCAUACAACAUGAAGGUGUCAGAAUUGACGGGUGACCAUCAGUUGACCAGGGAACAGAUUGAAGCUACACAACUCAUAGUUUGCACUCCUGAAAAGUGGGAUAUUAUCACCAGAAAAGGAGGAGAACGUUCCUUCACGAACCUGGUCCGUUUGAUCAUUAUUGACGAAGUCCACUUACUUCACGACGAGCGAGGACCGGUUCUGGAAGCCCUAGUUGCCAGGACUUUACGGACAGUGGAGCAGACUCAGGAGAAGGUUCGUCUAGUGGGCCUGUCUGCCACACUUCCCAACUACACAGAUGUGGCCGCAUUCCUUAGGGUGAGGCCGGAACAUGGACUGUUUUACUUCGACAACUCAUUCAGGCCUGUUGCCUUAGAACAGCAAUAUAUAGGUGUAACUGAGAAGAAGGCCCUGAAAAGAUUUCAAGUGAUGAACGACAUUGUCUAUGAGAAAACUAUGGAACAUGCUGGAAGGAAUCAGAUCUUGGUGUUCGUACACUCCCGUAAAGAAACGGGCAAGACAGCGCGCGCUAUACGAGACAUGUGCUUGGAGAAAGAUACCCUUGGACAGUUCUUAAGAGAAGGCUCAGCGAGUAUGGAAGUCCUCCGCACAGAAGCGGAACAGGUGAAGAACCCUGAACUCCGUGAGCUCCUACCAUACGGCUUUGCCAUCCAUCACGCUGGAAUGUCCAGAGUGGACAGGACCCUGGUGGAAGAUCUGUUCGCUGAUAGACAUAUACAGGUUCUGGUAUCAACCGCGACCUUGGCGUGGGGAGUGAACCUGCCAGCCCACACGGUGAUAGUGAAGGGCACGCAGGUAUACUCCCCAGAGAAGGGGCGCUGGAGCGAGCUGGGGGCUCUGGACGUACUGCAGAUGUUGGGGAGAGCUGGACGUCCACAAUACGACACAAAAGGCGAAGGUAUCCUGAUAACCAACCACUCGGAGCUGCAGUACUACCUGUCUCUCCUGAACCAGCAGUUGCCGAUAGAGUCUCAGAUGGUGAGCAAGCUGCCGGACAUGCUAAACGCGGAGAUAGUCCUCGGCUCUGUGCAGUCCGUCAGGGACGCAGUCACAUGGCUCGGUUACACGUACCUGUACAUCCGCAUGCUCCGCCAGCCGCAGCUGUACGGCGUCACCGCCGAGAAGCUGCAAGAAGACAAUCUCUUGGAGCUCCAUCGGGCUGACCUCAUACACACAGCCGCCAGUCUGUUAGACAAGGCUGGUCUCAUCAAAUACGAGCGUAAGUCCGGCCACUUCCAGCCGACGGAGUUGGGUCGCAUCGCGUCCCACUUCUACUGCACGUACGAGACGAUGCAGUGCUAUAACCAGCUGCUGAAGCCGAGCCUCGGGGAGAUAGAGAUCUUCAGGGUAUUCUCACUGUCUGCUGAGUUCAAGCAUAUAGCUGUUCGCGAGGAGGAGAAGUUGGAGCUGUCCAAGCUUAUGGAGAGGGUCCCCAUACCUAUAAAAGAAAGCAUAGAAGAGCCAUCAGCAAAGAUCAAUGUGCUCCUCCAAGCGUACAUCUCGCAGCUCAAGCUGGAGGGCUUCGCGCUCAUGGCCGACAUGGUCUAUGUCACACAGUCUGCUUGCAGGCUGCUUAGGGCCAUCUUCGAGAUCGUGCUGCACAGAGGUUGGGCCCAGCUGGUGGACAAAACUUUGGCUCUGUGCAAGAUGGUGGACAGAAGAAUGUGGCAGUCCAUGUCGCCGCUUAGGCAAUUUAGAAAAAUGCCGGAAGAGGUAAUAAAAAAACUUGAAAAGAAAAACUUCCCAUGGGAGAAACUGUAUGAACUGGGACCGAACGAGAUUGGAGAGCUGGUUCGAGCCCCGAAGUUGGGUAAAAUGAUACACAAAUACGUGCACCAGUUCCCCAAGCUGGAGCUGAGCACGCACAUCCAGCCCAUCACACGGUCCACCCUGAGGGUCGAGCUUACCAUCACACCUGACUUUCACUGGGAUGAAAAGAUUCACGGUCAAUCAGAAGCCUUCUGGAUCCUUGUGGAGGACGUGGACUCGGAAGUGGUCCUCCACCACGAAUACUUCCUCCUCAAACAGAAGUACUGUCGGGAUGAACAUCACGUCAAGCUCUUCGUGCCCGUCUUCGAACCUCUGCCUCCUCAGUACUUCCUUAGACUUGUGUCUGACAGAUGGAUAGCAGCCGAAACUCAACUGCCUGUCUCCUUCCGUCAUCUCAUUCUCCCCGAGAAGAACCUGCCCCCGACGGAACUGCUGGACCUCCAGCCGUUGCCUAUAUCGGCUCUCCGGAACCCAAAGUACGAGGAGUUGUACAAUGAGACCUUCCCGCAGUUCAAUCCUGUGCAGACUCAGGUAUUCAACGCAGUGUACAACUCAGAUGACAACGUGUUCGUGGGCGCUCCGUCCGGCUCCGGCAAGUCUGUGAUCGCAGAACUGGCGCUGCUGCGGCUGCUGUCGCACUCGCCGACCGCCCGCGCCGUCUACCUGUUGCCCAAGGACGCGCUCGCUGACAUCGUCUUCGCAGACUGGUACCACAAGUUCACCAACAACUUCCAUCUCAAGGUUGUUCAAUUAACCGGUGAAACAGCAACGGAUCAUAAGCUACUGAACAAGGGUCAGAUUAUAAUCACAACAGCUGACAAGUGGGACAUAUUAUCUAGAAGGUGGAAAGUCCGCAAGAGCGUCCAAAGUGUCGCUCUCUUCAUAGUAGAUGCUCUUCAACUCCUGGGCGGUGAAGAAGGUCCCGUCUUAGAGGUGGUGUGCUCCAGGAUGCGGUAUAUUUCAUCACAAAUUGGUCGUCAGAUUCGUAUCGUGGCUCUGUCGCUCCCUCUAGCGGACGCUCGUGACGUAUCUCAGUGGUUGGGUUGCAACGCAAACGCCUGCUUCAACUUCCACCCGAGCGUCAGGCCAUUGCCCUUGGAACUUCACAUACAGGGCUUCAACAUCUCCCACGCAGCAUCUCGUCUCGCUGCAAUGACGAAGCCUAUUUACAAUUCCGUAUUACGCUACGCGGGAACCAAACCUUGUGCUGUGUUCGUACCCUCCCGGCGACAUUCUCGUCUACUGGCUGCUGAUCUCCUAGCGCUGGCUGCUGCUAACGGUAGACCUACGAGAUUCCUGAGGGCCAGACCUGAUAUGCUCCAGCCGUUCUUGAAGAGAGUUCAAGAUAAGAUGUUAAAAGAGACGUUAUCAGCGGGAGUAGCAUACUUGCACGAGGGUGUGGAGGGAAGCGACCGGCGCCUGGUCCAGCAGCUGGUGGAGUCCGGGGCCGUGCAGCUAUGCGUGGUGGCCGCUGAACUUGCUUUCGCAUUCGCCGCGCACGUUCACACUGUCAUCAUCGCAGAUACUCACACGUACAACGGCAAACUGCACGCGUACGAGCAGUACCCCAUCAGCACAGUCCUCCAGAUGGUGGGGCGAGCCUGCCGCCCCCUCGACGAUGAACACGCCGUGGCAGUGCUCAUGUGCGUGGCUCAUCACAAGACGUUCUUCACCAAGCUACUCAACGACUGUUUACCGCUGGAGAGUCAUCUGGACCACAGGCUCCACGACCACAUGAACGCGGAGAUCGUCACUAAAACCAUUGAGAACAAGCAGGACGCUGUUGACUACCUGACCUGGACCUUCCUGUACAGAAGACUUACCCAGAAUCCAAACUAUUAUAACCUACAAGGAGUCACGCACAGACAUCUGUCGGACCACCUGUCGGAGCUGGUGGAGACUACCCUCACAGACCUUGAACAGUCCAAGUGUAUCGCCAUAGAAGACGACAUGGAUGUGCAGCCUCUCAACUUGGGCAUGAUCGCGUCAUACUAUUAUAUCAAUUAUACAACUAUCGAACUCUUUAGCUUGUCCUUAACCAACAAAACGAAGAUACGAGGCCUGUUGGAGAUCAUAUCCUCGGCGGCGGAGUACUCCGAGCUCAGCAUCAGACAUCGCGAGGAGAAUAUCAUCAAAUCAUUGGCUUCUAAGGUGCCGCACAAGCCGGCGGGCGCGCGCUACAACUGCCCGCACGUGAAGGCGCACGUGCUGCUGCAGGCGCACCUCUCGCGCACGCAGCUGCCAGCCGAGCUGCACGCCGACACCGCGCGCGUGCUCACCAAGGCAAUCCGUCUCAUUCAAGCCUGCGUGGACGUGGUAUCCAGCUCAGGAUGGCUGUCUCCAGCGGUGGCUGCCAUGGAACUGGCGCAGAUGGUGACACAGGCCAUGUGGGCUAAGGACUCGUACCUGAGACAAUUGCCGCACUUCACCGCUGAACUGGUUCAGCGCUGCUCAGAGAAGGGUGUAGAGACAGUAUUCGAUGUGAUGGAGCUCGAAGACAACGCUCGCGCCAAGCUCCUGCAACUCACCCCCACGGAAAUGGCCGACGUAGCCAGGUUCUGCAACAGAUACCCGAAUGUGGAACUCACUUAUGAGGUAAAGAACGAACGCCGUCUCCGCGCCGGCAAGCCUAUCGUAGUGGAGGUAUCCCUGGAGAGGGAGGACGACAUCGUGGGGCCAGUAAUCGCACCGUUCUUCCCACAGAAACGUGAAGAAGGCUGGUGGGUGGUGAUCGGUGACCCGAAGACCAACACGCUGCUCUCCAUCAAGAGGGUUUCCCUUGCAAGGACUGCUAAGGUGAGACUGGACUUCGUGUGUGGAGUGGCUGGUCGUCACACGUACACUCUCUACUUCAUGUCGGACGCGUACCUCGGGGCUGACCAGGAGUACAAGUUCACAGCAGACGUGGGAGAGGCCCACUCCGACUCCAGCGGCGAGGAGUGA